AUGGACGGAACAGGGGUCGGACACGAAGUGGGCAAUCAUAAUGAGGGGCGUAAAAUUUCUGUUUGGUAUAGAGUCUAUACAAACAGUUGGGCCCAAAUUCUGUUGAUUAGUUUUAUCUGUUUCUGCUGUCCUGGGAUGUACAAUGCUCUCGCAGGACUUGGAGGAUCCGGACAAGUGAACCAAACAGUUGCUGCAAAUGCAACCGUCGCUCUACUUGCUGCAACCGCUGCAACUGCAUUGUUUGUCGUUGGGCCAAUUUUCAACCGCGUCGGGCCCCGAGUCUGUCUUCUUCUCGGCGGAUGGGCAUAUCCCUUGUACUCGGGGAGUCUGUUAUGCUUCAACUCAACAAACAAUGGAGCCUUUGUCAUCGCGUCCGGCGCGAUUCUCGGCGUGGGCGCAUCGUUCCUAUGGGUCGCUCAAGGAGCCAUCAUGACCACAUACGUGCCUGAAUCACAAAAGGGACGCGCCAUCGCCGCAUUCUGGAUCAUCUUCAACCUAGGCGGCGGGGUGGGCUCUCUCGCCAGCUUCGGAAUGAACUACCAUUCCACCAGCGGUACCGUCUCAGAUGGAACAUACAUUGCGCUUCUGAUCGUGAUGGGCAUUGGAUGGCUGUUGGGAGUCUUCAUCUGUCCCCCAGCAUCAGUUCGAGUAUCUCAGCUGAAAGCGAUUCCCGAGGCUGAAAGGAACUGGAAGCAGACAGCGCGGCUGUCACUAAGCACAAUCGCAGAUUGGCGUGUACUGUGCAUGCUGCCGCUGUUCUUCUCGGCCAACAUCUUCUACUCUUACCAGCAGAAUGUGGUGAAUGGCAUGACGUUCAAUAUCCGCACGCGCUCGCUCAACGGCGCCCUUUACUGGAUCGCGCAGAUGCUGGGCGGAUUGAUCAUCGGUCUUAUUCUCGAUUUUCCGGGCCUCAACCGACAGAUUCGGGCUCGCAUCGCGUGGGUGUUCCUCUUCGUGACCGGGAUGGCCAUUUGGGGUGGCGGGUAUGCGUUCCAGAAAUGGUCUUCCCGUCGGUUGGCAGAGGGUAUCAAGCAGGAUAUCGACUAUAGUGAUAGUCCUACUUCUGUGGGCCCCAUGUUGCUUUACAUCUUUUAUGGUGCGUAUGACGCAUUCUGGCAGUCUUUCUGCUAUUGGCUUGUGGGUGCUCGGUCCAACUCGCCAGCCGUGACUGCCAUCCUGGUCGGCGCGUAUAAAACCUUUCAAAGUGCGGGCGGGGCCAUGGCCUGGCGGAUCAAUGCAUUGGGAAAGCCAGCAAUGACCCAAUUUGCCAUGGAUUGGGGCCUGUGUAUGGGGUCGCUUGUUUUCGCCAUUCCGUCUAUUUUGGCGGUUACUCUGACCAGCGAUGCCGAGUCCGACGGGAUCGAGAAAGUCGAUAAAGUCGAUACACUGUAUUCGCCGGAUUCGCCGGAUUCCGAGAAGCCCCGGGCUCAUCUGAAGGAUUAA
Molecule: messenger RNA, 1443 nt
Organism: Penicillium verhagenii
Lineage: Eukaryota; Fungi; Ascomycota; Eurotiomycetes; Eurotiales; Aspergillaceae
Product: putative MFS transporter
Exons: 3
Coding region: 1-1443 (480 amino acids)
Biological process (GO): transmembrane transport
Molecular function (GO): transmembrane transporter activity
Source: RefSeq, a predicted model, not a curated record